CGCUGUCAGUAACACAUAGACUGGAAGUUACCGUGAAUUGUGAGGGUUAGGCCUAAGUAAAUAAAACUUUCUUUUUGACAUUUGAGUUUAUAUUAAAUUUUGAAUAAAUUAUGUCUUUUACCGAAAAGCGAAAAGCCGAGGAAGGAGCAUUAGUUCCAGUUAAACGAAUGAGAAAUGAUGUUGUUGCGAUUUCUGAUACUAGUCGCAAAUCGGUAGUUCAAUCGGGUCCUCCUCGAACAUCCAGCUUAGAUGCUCCUAUUAUGUUGUUGGCUGGACAUCAAGGAGAAAUAUUUUCCUGUAAGUUCUCACCAGAUGGUACUUUCUUGGCAUCGGCAGGAUUUGAUCGACAGAUCUUUCUUUGGAACACCUACGGAGAUUGCGAGAACUUUGCUGUAAUGUCUGGCCACACUGGAGCACUUCUUGACCUUCAUUUUUCAACAGAUGGAAUGAACAUAUUCACAGCUUCAACAGAUAAAACAGUUAGUAUGUGGGACUGUGAGGUGGGUAUUAGGAUGAAGAAAUUUCGAGGCCACACCUCCUAUGUCAACUGUUGUCAUGUUGCUAGACGAGGACCUCAGCUUGUAUGCAGUGGUAGUGACGACUGUACUAUUAAGGUUUGGGAUUACAGAAAGAGGGGAGCAGUUCAUACAUUCCAAGAAACGUAUCAAGUCACUGCAAUCACCUUCAACGACACGGCGGAACAGAUCAUUACAAGCGGUAUUGAUAACCUUGUGAAGGUUUGGGAUCUGAGGAAAAAUGGAGUUCUUUACAAAAUGCCAGGUCACACUGAUACAGUCACAGGGCUAUCUCUAAGUCCAGAUGGGUCUUACGUGCUUUCUAAUGCUAUGGACAAUUCUUUAAGAAUCUGGGACAUCCGUCCGUUUGCUCCCCAAGAAAGGUGCUUGAAAAUCUUCCAGGGUCAUCAGCACAAUUUUGAAAAGAACUUGCUACGCUGUAGUUGGGCACCAGAUGGCAGUAAGGUAUCUUCUGGAUCUUCUGAUAGGUUUGUGUAUAUUUGGGACACUACAUCUCGAAGAAUUCUGUACAAGUUGCCUGGUCAUAAUGGAUCUGUAAAUGAAGUUGUAUUUCAUCCCGAGGAACCUAUAGUACUCUCAUGUUCAAGCGAUAAACAAAUUUUCCUGGGAGAAAUUGAACCUUGAAGAGAAGUUCAGCUGAAGUGAUCUUGGAGCACAUUACUAAUAACAUUUCCUGUACAUUGACUUCAAAAAUCUGUGCUUGUUCAGCAGACUUAGACUAUUUUUGUUUCUGUUGCAGCAAAAUGAUGAGGUUUUAAUAAAUCAUUCGUUUUUAAUAUUCA
Molecule: messenger RNA, 1318 nt
Organism: Limulus polyphemus (Atlantic horseshoe crab)
Lineage: Eukaryota; Metazoa; Arthropoda; Merostomata; Xiphosura; Limulidae
Product: U5 small nuclear ribonucleoprotein 40 kDa protein-like
Exons: 8
Coding region: 111-1160 (349 amino acids)
Cellular component (GO): catalytic step 2 spliceosome
Molecular function (GO): RNA binding; protein binding
Source: RefSeq, a predicted model, not a curated record